This is a messenger RNA of Meriones unguiculatus (Mongolian gerbil), 4537 nucleotides long. RefSeq names its product BR serine/threonine kinase 2 (gene Brsk2). The record is from RefSeq and is a predicted model, not a curated record. NCBI's taxonomy places the organism in Eukaryota, Metazoa, Chordata, Mammalia, Rodentia, Muridae. The transcript has 20 exons. Gene Ontology annotation, biological process: microtubule cytoskeleton organization; intracellular signal transduction; protein phosphorylation. Gene Ontology annotation, cellular component: cytoplasm. Gene Ontology annotation, molecular function: tau-protein kinase activity; protein serine/threonine kinase activity; ATP binding. Bases 351 to 2510 code for a protein of 719 amino acids.
UGGCUCGGUUCGGUUGCUCGGCGGGGCUCGGCUGCACGGCCGUGGACGGGCGUGCGCAGGGGGGCGCGGGGCGCGGGGCGCGGGCCUCGGAGGUGGCGGCGGAAGCUUGGUGCCCCCGCCCGCCGGGUCCUCUCAGAGAGGCAGAGAGGCAUCCGCGCGGCCCGGCCUCGCACGGGUGCGGCGGGCGCGGCGUGGGGGGCGGCGGGGGGCGCGGAGCAGCGCGGCCCGCCCGGGGGCGCCGCGGGCCGGGUCAGCGCGGACGGCGCUCGGCAGACUCGGGCGCACGGCUGGCCGGCCCCUCCCUGCCCGCGCGCCCGGGCGCCCACUCGCCGGCGCGGGGCCCGGGAGCGAUGACAUCGACGGGGAAGGACGGCGGCGGGGCGCAGCACGCGCAGUAUGUGGGGCCCUACCGGCUGGAGAAGACGCUGGGCAAGGGACAGACAGGCCUGGUGAAGCUGGGAAUCCACUGUGUCACCUGCCAGAAGGUUGCCAUCAAAAUUGUCAAUCGUGAGAAGCUCAGUGAGUCGGUGCUGAUGAAGGUGGAGCGAGAGAUUGCCAUCUUGAAGCUCAUUGAGCAUCCACACGUCCUGAAGCUGCAUGACGUCUAUGAGAACAAAAAAUAUUUAUACCUGGUGCUAGAACACGUGUCAGGGGGGGAGUUGUUCGACUACCUGGUGAAGAAGGGACGGCUGACCCCCAAGGAGGCCCGCAAGUUCUUCCGGCAGAUCAUCUCUGCACUGGACUUCUGCCACAGCCACUCCAUAUGCCAUAGAGACUUGAAGCCAGAGAACCUGCUGCUGGAUGAGAGGAACAACAUCCGCAUUGCAGACUUUGGCAUGGCAUCCCUGCAGGUGGGAGACAGCCUUCUGGAGACCAGCUGUGGAUCCCCACACUAUGCCUGUCCGGAAGUGAUUCGGGGCGAGAAGUAUGAUGGCCGCAAGGCAGACGUGUGGAGCUGUGGUGUGAUCCUGUUCGCCUUGCUGGUGGGGGCCCUGCCUUUUGAUGAUGACAACCUGCGGCAGUUGCUGGAGAAGGUCAAGCGUGGCGUGUUCCACAUGCCACACUUUAUCCCGCCAGACUGCCAGAGUCUCCUGCGCGGCAUGAUCGAGGUGGAUGCAGCUCGGCGCCUCACGCUAGAGCACAUUCAGAAACACAUAUGGUAUAUAGGUGGCAAAAAUGAGCCAGAGCCGGAACAGCCCAUCCCACGCAAGGUGCAGAUCCGCUCACUGCCCAGCCUGGAAGACAUUGACCCUGAUGUGCUGGAUAGCAUGCAUUCACUGGGCUGUUUCCGAGACCGCAACAAGCUGCUGCAGGACCUGCUAUCUGAGGAGGAGAAUCAGGAAAAGAUGAUCUAUUUCCUUCUCCUGGACCGGAAAGAACGGUAUCCCAGCCAUGAGGAUGAGGACCUGCCCCCCAGGAAUGAGAUAGACCCUCCUCGGAAGCGCGUGGACUCCCCGAUGCUGAACCGACAUGGCAAGCGGCGACCCGAAAGAAAGUCCAUGGAAGUCCUCAGUGUGACAGAUGGCGGCUCCCCAGUGCCUGCACGGAGAGCCAUUGAGAUGGCCCAGCAUGGCCAGAGGUCUCGCUCUAUCAGUGGUGCCUCCUCAGGCCUUUCUACAAGUCCACUCAGCAGUCCUCGGGUGACCCCUCACCCCUCACCAAGGGGUAGUCCCCUUCCUACCCCCAAAGGGACGCCUGUUCACACGCCAAAGGAGAGCCCAGCUGGCACGCCCAACCCCACACCACCAUCCAGCCCUAGUGUUGGAGGGGUGCCUUGGCGGACACGACUCAACUCCAUCAAGAACAGCUUCCUGGGCUCACCUCGUUUCCACCGCCGGAAACUGCAAGUUCCCACGCCAGAGGAGAUGUCCAACCUGACCCCAGAAUCCUCUCCAGAGCUGGCCAAGAAAUCAUGGUUUGGGAACUUCAUCAACCUGGAGAAGGAGGAGCAGAUCUUUGUGGUGAUCAAGGACAAGCCCCUGAGCUCCAUCAAGGCUGACAUCGUUCAUGCGUUCCUGUCGAUUCCCAGCCUCAGCCACAGCGUUAUCUCCCAGACAAGCUUCAGGGCCGAAUACAAGGCAACAGGGGGCCCAGCAGUGUUCCAGAAGCCAGUCAAGUUCCAGGUGGAUAUCACCUACACUGAGGGUGGAGAGGCCCAGAAGGAGAAUGGCAUCUACUCAGUCACAUUCACUUUACUCUCAGGCCCCAGUCGCCGCUUCAAGAGGGUGGUGGAGACCAUCCAGGCCCAGCUGCUGAGCACCCAUGACCAGCCAUCAGCCCAGCAUCUGUCAGACACCACUAACUGUAUGGAAGUGAUGACGGGGCGGCUUUCCAAAUGUGACGAGAAGAACGGGCAGGCGGCCCAGGCCCCCAGCACACCCGCCAAGCGGAGUGCCCACGGCCCUCUGGGUGACUCCGCGGCCGCUGGCCCUGGAGGGGACACCGAGUACCCGAUGGGCAAGGACAUGGCCAAGAUGGGGCCGCCCGCCGCCCGCCGUGAGCAGCCUUAGACACUAGUCCCUCCCCAGCACAGCACAGCACAGCACAGCACAACACAGCACUGACUAUGGCCUUCUGCCGUCCUGUGUGGACCAGGCCCCACCUGCCUGCCCAGACCUUGUCUCAAGCCUGGGAGGAAAGGAGAGUGGCCAGGGCGUGGCCCGCAGGCUGGGCUGCUGGGCUUGCUCUCUUUUCUCUCUUGCGGUCUCUGUCUCUGCCUGUCUCUGACAGCAUCACUUGUUUCCGCUCUGAUACCAGGAAUUAUCCCGAAAAGUUAACAUGUCACCUCCACGAGGCCAUCCUCUGUGCUGCGUGUGGACACUGGCUGACCGAAGGCAGCUGCUGCGGACCACCCUCCCUCCUCCACUUCCUCCUCCUCCUGCUGCUGCUGCUGGGCAGAGAGGCUAGCCCAUUGUCCACCACCUCUGCCUGUUCCCUGGCAGCUCCGCAUGGCCCAAGGGAGGAGGGCCUGUCUCCCAGGGGAUUCCUCUUCUAGCCCAGCCACCCUGGACUCCCAUUGACCAGACCCUCAGCAGGGACAACCUGUCCACCAUCUUCCAGGGUAGGGGACCAUGGUGGGUGAAAGCAGUGGGAAUGGAUUGUCCUCCACGCCGCAUUUGGAGGCCUCCUGGGCCACUCACCUCGCCUUUUCCACACUUUGGCCUCACCAGGGCCACCUCUUCUCAUCUGCAUCCAUUGCUCCACCUUGCUAGGCUGCAGAGCUCCGGUUGUGAUGGUUCUCUUGGGCUGAAGUGGAAAUAAGAGACCUGGGUGCUCCAGAGCUGCCAGGGGGCUGGGCUAAGACCAGUAUUAUUUAUUUGCUGUUUUAAUUUAUUGAGUUUCUUUAUGUCUUUGUUCUCUGUUCAGGGAAGGGGGAGUAGCAGCAGUGCCCUCCUGCCGUCUGUCUGUUCCGUCUGUCUGACUUGGGCAGGGUGGGUCCGGAGCCCAGGUAUCCUCUGAGAACAGAGCCGUUGUGGGGCUGGGGACAGUGGGGAGCCAGCCAGUGGAUGCAGCACUGGCAAGCUACUGUAAACUUUAAAAGAAUUCCUGCAAGAUAUUUUUAUAAACUUUCUUUUCUUGGUUGUUUUUGGAAAAGGGUGUGGGGUGGGGCCGCUGGGGCAGAGCUAGAGUUUGUGUUUCGGCUCCUUGCUCUUGGCUAUUUCUAUACACACAUACAUAUAUAUAUAUAUAUAUAUAUAUAUUUAAAGAACGAUGUGGUUAGCUCUGUCCCGGGGUGUUUUAUUACUACUUAGCAGCAGCUUCAGUUCCACACGAGGGCUAAGGGUACAGGGCAUCAGCCUGCACUGGCCAGCUGUGCCUGCUGCCCAGAGGCACACUGCCCAGUAUGUCUCUGCUGCACCAGGCUGAGGGUGAUCUUGGUUUGGUGUCUGAAUGAGAAGGGGGUAGAAGGCCCUGAGAUGGCACCCUAUUCACACACACGAUGGCAGGGGUACCUCGGGUCUUUUUUAAAAUUAAAAUAAAAAGUUAAAAAAAAAAUCAAAGCCAGAAAUGGAGUUAGCAGUGUGCUCUGCAGUGGGUUCCUCCUGGAGGUGGCAAGGGCAAGGGGCCCACACCACUGCCUGCUGCCUGCCGAAGCCCACCUUGCUUCCCUCAUCUCCAGCUUCUGUCUGUGUUCCGUUCUGUCUGGCUGAGCCAGCCCCUCCCAGCUGGCCCAAGGUGCCCAGCGUAGCAGCAGGAGGGGCCGGGGGGCAGGUUUCAUGCAUGCCUUUGCUCUUCCCCUCAUGUACAGAUUUUAAUGCUUCUAUUACAUUCAACCACCACAGGCUGGGAUUUCUAUACAUAGGACAAAAUCAAACACCUGUAACAACAGCAAAGCCACGCAGUACAAGUGGGAAGGGGCAUAUCUACGGAGUCAGGACACUGAAAGCAAUACCUCUCGUUAGCCUUCCUCUUUUGUACUUUGGACACAUGCGGACUCGCAGACAUCACAGAAAUGGACAAGCCCCAUCUGGUGUAACCCCUGUCAAAUAACUGUGAGCAACUUCAGUUCUGGAACAAUAAAUUCCUUCCGUAAAGA